Molecule: messenger RNA, 1083 nt
Organism: Hansenula ciferrii
Lineage: Eukaryota; Fungi; Ascomycota; Saccharomycetes; Phaffomycetales; Wickerhamomycetaceae
Product: putative cystathionine beta-lyase
Exons: 2
Coding region: 1-1083 (360 amino acids)
Biological process (GO): transsulfuration
Cellular component (GO): cytoplasm
Molecular function (GO): pyridoxal phosphate binding; carbon-sulfur lyase activity
Source: RefSeq, a predicted model, not a curated record
AUGUGGGUGAUAACCCCAAUAAAUGUGUCAACUACAUUCAGAUAUAAUGAGGACCCAAAUACUCUAACUGCAAUUGCAGACUUACCAAAUGGUUAUCCAGAAGGUGAAUUUGUCUAUUCAAGAUUAUCACAUCCAAACUCUGAAAAGGUGGAGGCUGUUUUCGAUAAAAUCCUUGGUGGUCACAGUGUUGUGUAUUCAUCUGGUCUUGGUGCUUUUAAUGGGUUGAUAACUCACUUCAAUCCUAAUCAAGUCGCAUUUGGUCAAUGUUAUCAUGGAGUUCAUGCUAUCUUAGAUAUACAAACAAGAAACCGUGGAUUAAAACAGUUAUCAUUGAAUGAAGAGGAUUUGGAAAAAUUACAACCAGGUGAUUUGAUCCAUAUUGAAACCCCUGUUAACCCAUUUGGUACUUCCUAUGAUUUGAAAUAUUUUGCGGAAAAGGCACAUUCUAAAGGUGCAUUAUUAUCUGUUGAUGCAACAUUCGCUCCACCACCUUUACAAGAUCCUUUCAAAUUUGGUGCUGAUAUUAUUAUGCAUUCUGCAACUAAAUAUUUUGGUGGUCAUUCUGACUUAUUAGCUGGUGUCUUAGCUGUUAAAAGCAAGGACGUAAAGAGAAGAUUGGUUGACGACAGAAUUUAUUUGGGUACAAACAUCGCAAAUUUGGAAAGUUACUUAUUGUUAAGAUCCUUAAGAUCAUUUGAUUUGAGAAUUUUGAAACAAUCUUCAAACGCUUUGAAAGUGGUUACUUUUCUUAACGAAAACAAACAUAGAUUUAAAAGUUUAGUUAAAAUCCAUCAUUCAUCAUUACAAACAGAACCAUACGUCAAGGAACAAUUAUCAAAUGGGUAUGGUCCAGUUUUUGCUAUAAAUGUCGAUAGUGAAGAAACUGCAAAGCAUUUACCAUCAAAAUUGAAGUAUUUUCAUCAUGCUACUUCAUUAGGUGGUGUUGAAUCAUUAAUUGAAUGGAGAGCUAUUACUGAUCCAUAUGUCGAGAAAACAUUAUUAAGAGUUUCUAUUGGUACCGAAGAUCCACAAGACUUGAUUGAAGAUUUAGAUCAAGCAUUUUCCUCCUUAAGCAGAGAUUAA